GAGCGCGGACUGAAUGAACCACAGGCUGCACCACAGUAAAGGUAGCCUCUGGUUACAAACUUUGGACCAAUCAGGACGCCGCUCCGCUUUCCUGCUGCAGGAGCAACAGAAGUUCAACCUGGACCGCUCCACGAAGAAACUAUCUGCUCCAAAUACAAACUAACCAUGGUUUUCCACUUCCGCUGACACAUCUGAUAGCCAGCUAACUGUCACUGAAGGGAACAUUUCCGAGCGAUGACAAUGUUAGGCAUGUAUGUGCCAGACAGAUUUUCUCUGAAAUCGUCCAAGGUCCAGGAUGGAAUCGGUCUUUACACGGCGAGGCGAGUGAAAAAGGGAGAAAAGUUUGGCCCUUUCGCUGGUGAGAAAAAGCUGCCCAGUGAGUUGGAUGAGAGCUCGGACACCAGGCUGAUGUGGGAGGUCCGUGGCAGUAAAGGAGAUGUGCUGUAUAUUCUGGAUGCAAGUAAUCCCCGUUAUGCCAACUGGCUGCGGUUUGUCCAUCAGGCGCCUUCGCAAGAGCAGAAGAACUUGGCAGCCAUUCAGGACGGUGAGAACAUCUUCUACUUGGCUGUGGAUGACAUAGAGACAGACACGGAGCUCCUGAUAGGCUUCCUGGACAGUGAUAUGGAAGAGGAGGAGGAGGAGGAAGAAGAAGACAUCAAAGAUGAGGACGAGAGCAGUAAAGAGGCCAAGCAUCUUGUAGAAAUGGAAAUAGUAAUAAAAAAGGAGGACCACCCAUGCUUGCUGUGCGAGAGCAGCUUUCCUAGUGAGGAGAUCCUGGCCGCCCACCUCCAGAGCCUGCAUCAGAGGCCCAGCACAGAGGAGAAGGAGUUCAAAUGCAGGAACUGUGGCAAGAAAUUCCCCAUCAAACAGGCUCUGCAGCGCCAUGUUUUGCAUUGUUCAGAGUCACUGGAUCCGUCGGGUGACUCUAAAGCUCACCAGUGCUCCCUCUGUCACAACACAUUCAGCUCAGAAUCCAGUUUUGAACAGCAUAAGGAAGCCUGUAAAGGAGACGCCAGGUUCAUAUGUAAAGCAGAGAGCUGCGGAAAAAGAUUCAAGAGCAAAGACGCUUUGAAGAAACAUAAAGGAAAUGUUCACACAGGGAGUGCACGCCGCAAACUCACAUGCACCAUAUGCAACAGAAAAUGCUCCUCUUCUCUGAAUUUACAGGAACACAGAAAGGUGCAUGAGAUAUUUGAAUGCCACGCGUGCGACAAAAAGUUCAUCUCGACCAAUCAGCUGAAACGCCACAUGAUCACACACUCAGAGAAGCGACCGUACACCUGCGAGAUCUGCAGUCGAUCGUUCAAGCGUCUGGACCAGGUGACGGCUCAUAAGAUCAUCCACAGCGAGGACAAGCCGUACAAAUGUAAGCUGUGUGGGAAAGAGUUUGCUCAUCGCAACGUCUAUAAGAAUCACAAGAAGACCCACUCUGAGGAAAGGCCUUUCCAGUGCGAGGAGUGCAAAGCGCUGUUCCGCACCCCCUUCUCUCUGCAGCGCCACCUUCUCAUCCACAACAGUGAGAGGACAUUCAAGUGUGAUCAGUGCGACGCCACCUUCAAGAGGAAGGACACGCUCAACGUCCACAUCCAGGUGGUGCACGACGGCCACAAGAAGUACAAGUGCGACCUGUGCGAGAAGGCCUUUGUCACUCCCUCGGUCCUCAAGAGCCACAAGAAGACGCACACAGGGGAGAAGGAGAAGAUCUGCCCGUACUGCGGACAAAAGUUUGCCAGCAAUGGCACGCUAAGGGUUCACAUCCGCAGCCAUACAGGUGAGCGUCCAUACCAGUGCCCCUACUGUGACAAAGCAUUCAGCAAGAACGACGGCCUGAAGAUGCACAUCCGCACCCACACCCGUGAGAAGCCGUACAAAUGCAGCGAGUGCAACAAGGCCUUCAGCCAGAAAAGAGGACUCGACGAGCACAUGAGGACCCACACGGGGGAGAAACCUUUCCAAUGUGACGUGUGUGACCUGUCAUUCAGCUUGAAGAAGAUGCUCAGCAGACACAAGCUGACGCACAACCCUAACCGGCCCAUGGCUGAGUGCCAGCUGUGCCACAAGAAGUUCACCAGGAACGACUACCUCAAAGUACACAUGGAGAAUGUCCACGGGGAAACGGAAACCUAGAGCCAAUUAUGCGAGCACUGGGCUGCAAAUGAGUCUGAAUCUGAUUCCUCAGAUAAAGUUCAGUCUCGUGCUACGCGGUGCCAGCACGCCUCCCACAUGCACACUGCAUGCACACAUAGAUUAACGAUACAUGCGCGCGGAAUAUGGAAAACAUUACGGCCAGUGUUUUCAGAUUUGAACGUAGACUGUACAUUUGUAAUUUCUUUUUUUUUUUUUUUUUUUGUCAUGCUGUUUCCAUAUUGUUUUGGAUAUUUGAACAAGCAGAAUCCCAGAUAUGUUUGAUCUGCCUCUGGAGCCGCCGCGUCUGCUCCAGAAGCAAAUCCAUUCUGGCCUGUCCGACUUCUGACCAAUGUUACUGUACAUACUGUCACAGCCUGACCUCCUGCACUGUGGUGGUCUGAUCCCUUACUGUACGUGCAUUCGCGGCCUGCUGCCAAACGUUGACGAGAACCUGCGACCAAAGACCUUUCGACGCACUUUUAUUUUUAGUUGUUUCUGUACACUAUAAGUUCCUGUGAUGUGCUGCACAUGUCCAAGCGUGUUUAGAUGUACGACGCUCUCUUGGAGACACGGUGUGUUACUGCAGCGUCACUGUGAACAGUGACCAUGCCAUGUAUAAAAUCUGAAAGAGCAAGUUUACAGACCCAAAUGUUAAACGCUGUCCCUCCACUUUUGCGUAGGUCCAGCUUAAGAUGAAUGGGUUCAGCCAUUCCUCGCUUUCCCACGACCUAUCUGUCGCAAGGAAAGCAGUGGUGCUCGGAGCGCGCUGUCGCUUCUGCGUCAGAAAUUUGUCGCAAAUGUGUCCCAAACCAGGGACAAAAAAAAAAAAGAAAAAUCCAAAGUACUGUUUCUGUUGUCGUUCAUAAUGAGUUGUUGAGUGCAUUUUCACUUGAAUGGCCCGGGGGCUGUGUUGCCUUACAUUAUGUGCUGUUCCUUAUUAAUCUUUCGUUCAAUACAGAAUCUCAUGUAUUUCAAUAGCGUGUUCUGUUUUCCAUCCACUUCCCUCUGCUUCCUCAUUCAUUGCCCCUUUCAUUAAUACCCAUUUUCCAUCUGUUUAUUCUGCAUCAGAGGACUGUGAAUUGUCACUUCACACUUUCGUAUUUUGAAAUGUAUAAAACCUCAUCACCUACCAAA
Molecule: messenger RNA, 3261 nt
Organism: Mugil cephalus (flathead mullet)
Lineage: Eukaryota; Metazoa; Chordata; Actinopteri; Mugiliformes; Mugilidae
Gene: prdm5
Product: PR domain containing 5
Exons: 16
Coding region: 235-2127 (630 amino acids)
Molecular function (GO): protein binding; transcription cis-regulatory region binding
Source: RefSeq, a predicted model, not a curated record